Messenger RNA from Boleophthalmus pectinirostris (great blue-spotted mudskipper), 6669 nucleotides. RefSeq names its product BTAF1 RNA polymerase II, B-TFIID transcription factor-associated (gene btaf1). Gene Ontology annotation, molecular function: ATP-dependent chromatin remodeler activity; ATP binding; ATP hydrolysis activity. NCBI's taxonomy places the organism in Eukaryota, Metazoa, Chordata, Actinopteri, Gobiiformes, Gobiidae. The record is from RefSeq and is a predicted model, not a curated record.
AAUAAAUGCAAGAUGGCUCCUCGUAUAAAAACAGUCUUCUGGCUUCCUCCUGGCGCGCAUCAAAAUAACUCUUUACACCUUAUUCGACUCAAAUAUCUGUCCGCAGAGCCUUCCGAGGGGUGAGCCGGGCUGCGCGUCGGUAUGCUCGGAUAACCCGUCGGGAUCAGCGGGCAUCAGAAAAUAAAAAAAAACAAAACUUUGACUAAUCAUGUGCCGGAGCUGAUCUCCCAACUCCUGGCGCAGCGGCGGCCUCGGCUAGUUAGCAUUUAGCUGCUAACUAGCUCAUGAAUUCAGUCUAUUAUCACUCUUCAAACUUAACAAAAACAGCAAAUAAGGGACAGUUUUGCGGCUCGUCUGGUUAACGCUGGACGUGAAUGGCCAUUAAAGACUAAACGAUGGCUGUAACGAGGCUUGACCGUUUGUUCAUUUUGCUGGACACUGGGACGACGCCGGUGACCAGGAAAGCAGCAGCGCAGCAGCUCGGAGAAGUGGUCCGACUCCACCCGCACGAGCUCAACAACCUCCUAUCUAAAGUCUUGACGUACCUUCGGAGUCCAAACUGGGACACGCGGAUCGCAGCGGGACAGGCCGUGGAAGCCAUAGUGAAGAACGUACCGGAGUGGAAGCCGGCGCCCAGACCCAAAGACGAGUCGUGUGAGGACCUGUCCCCAGAGGAGGCGUCCUGUGAUCGUCUGAGCUUCCUUCACUUCGACAUCUCCAGGCUCCUCAAACAUGGAGCGUCGCUGCUGGGAUCCGCCGGAGCCGAGUUUGAGCUGCAGGACGACAAAACUGCUGAGAUGGACCCAAAGGAGCGCUUGUCUCGCCAGAGGAAACUGCUGCAGAAGAAGUUGGGUCUGGACAUGGGCGCAGCCAUCGGGAUGGACACAGACGAACUGUUCAACGACGAGGACCUGGACUACAGCGGAGCCCGGCCUCAGGGCAGGGGCACCCCGGGCUGCAGCGCCAGGAACCAUGUGCCAAUGCAAGCGGCAGAGUUGAUCGACUCGGAGUUCAGGCCCGGAAUGAGCAGUCGUCAGAAAAACAAAGCGAAGCGAAUGGCCAAACUUGUGGCGAAGCAGAGAUCUAGAGACAUGGAUCCCAACGAGAAGAGCAAUGACAGCUUCGAGGGAGAACCCGAAGAGAAACGGAGGAAAACAACCAACAUUGUCAUAGAGCAACCCGCGACAGAGAACAAAGUUUUAAUCGACAACGUUCCGGACAACUCCUGUCUCCUAGAAGAAACCAGUGAGUGGCCUUUGGAAAGCUUCUGUGAGGAGCUGUGUAAUGACCUGUUUAAUCCUUCGUGGGAGGUACGUCAUGGUGCUGGCACUGGCCUUAGAGAAAUACUCAAGUCCCACGGAGCAGGAGGAGGGAAACUCUUGGGAAGCACCGCUGAUCAGAUGCUACGGCAGCACCAGGAGUGGAUCGAAGACCUGGUGAUUCGGCUGCUGUGCGUCUUCGCUCUCGAUCGGUUUGGAGAUUUUGUGUCGGACGAGGUGGUGGCGCCGGUGAGGGAGACGUGUGCGCAGACUCUGGGUGUGGCUCUGCGUCACAUGACUGAAGGGGGCGUGUCCAUGACGGUGGAGGUGCUGCUGAACCUGCUGAAGGAGGCGCAGUGGGAGGUGCGACACGGAGGCCUGCUGGGGAUCAAGUACGCCCUGGCUGUGCGACAGGACCUGAUCUCGUCGCUGCUCCCUCGGGUGCUGCCGGCCGUCACAGUGGGUCUGCAGGACUUGGACGACGACGUCAGGGCGGUGGCGGCGUCGGCGCUCAUCCCCGUGGUGGACGGACUCGUACAACUGCUGCCUGCUAAAGUGCCCUUCAUCGUGAACACUUUAUGGGACGCUCUUCUGGACCUGGAUGACCUGACUGCCUCCACAAACAGCAUCAUGACUCUGCUCUCACUGUUACUCACGUACCCUCAAGUCAGACAAAGCAGCAUGCAGCAGUCGUUAACAGUCCUGGUCCCUCGAGUCUGGCCUUUCUUGAGACACACCAUCUCCUCAGUGAGAAGAGCCGCGCUGGAGACCCUCUUUACCUUGUUAUCCAAAGCCGACCAGAACUGUUCCAUGUGGAUAAACCCCAUCCUUCAGGACAUGCUGCGCCACAUCUUCCAGUGCUGCAUCCUGGAGAGCAACGAGGAAAUCCUGGAGCUCGUUCAAAAGGUGUGGAUGGAGCUGUUAUCCCAGGCCCCUCAGCAGUUUGUUGUUGCUGCCAGCUGUCCGUGGAUGGGUGCCUGGCUCUGCCUCAUGAUGCAGGCCUCACACAUCCCCAUCGACCUGAACAUGCUGCUGGAGGUCAAGUCGCGCUCCAAGGACAAGUGCGGUGCUAAGGCUCGUCAGGGGGGAGGCCCGGUGAAGGAGACGGUGCAGGAGUACAUCGCCGGAGCAGAGACGGUCACGGACGACUCGGUCACCAGGGACUACGUGGUGGUGCGGGCGCGGCUCAUGGCGGCAAAAUUGCUUGGAGCCCUGUGCCGCUGCAUCUGUGACCCUCAGCUGAACUCCUCGUCUCAGGAGAUGCGUCCAGCUGAGUCUCUGGGGCAGCUGCUGCUCUUCCACCUGAACUCGAAGUCUGCCCUCCAGCGCAUCGCCGUGGCCCUGGUGCUGUGCGAGUGGGCCGCCCUGCAGAAGGACUGUCAGCUGGUGUCGUCCCUGGUGCAGCCUCGUCUCUUGGCCAUUCUCUCAGAGCAGUUGUAUUAUGACGAGAUCGCCAUCCCCUUCACUCGGAUGCAAAACGAGUGUAAACAGCUCAUCGGACUGCUCGCCGACGCACAGAUCGACGUCAAGGACCGCCUUAACUGUAGUGUCUUUACUAUUGACCAGGCCAAUGAUCUGGUUACUUCGAUUUUCAGCGAGUGCACGUCGACGCUGAGCUCGAAGUCGAAGCAGUGGCAGUGUUUGGACAGUAAGAGGCAACAGGCCCAGUCCACCGUAAUAGAAACCAACAGCGAAUGGCAACAGCUCCACCUUCGAGUCCACAUGUUCACCGCCUGUGCCGUCAUCAACCUGCAAGUGCUGCCGGACAAACUCAACCCUCUAGUGCGCCCCCUAAUGGAGACGAUAAAACGCGAGGAGAACACGCUCAUCCAAGGAUACGCUGCUUCUUUUAUAGCCAAACUACUCCAACAGUGCGCUGGUCGCUCCCCCUGCCCCAACUCCAAAAUCAUUAAAAACCUCUGCACCUCCGUCUGCGUGGACAGCCUCUCCACGCCGUCGUCCGCCUGUCCUGUGCCUCCCGUUCAAGACACUGCCAAGGGUAAUUGUUUAGAAAAGGACGGCAUGAAUCACAUGGUGAACAAAACUCGAGGCAUCAUCACUUUGUACCGACACCAAAAAGCCGCGUUCGCCAUCACCAGUAAACGAGGCCCAGUCCCCAAGGCCCCGAAACCCCAAAGCACCGAGCUCCCUCCAGGAAGCACCAUCAACACAGACAACGACGAGAGCAGGAAACCCUUUCUGAUUCAGAGGAGAGGAGCAGAGUUUUCCCUGACGACCAUCUCAAAACACUUCGGCGCUGAUCUGACCAAGUCUCUGCCGUAUCUGUGGGAGAACACGGUGGGGCCGCUGAGGACCGUCGUCAGUGACAAACAACAGAUCAACAGAAAUGUGCAGUUGGAAAGAGGAGACGCUGCUGCCCAAGAGCUGAUCAACUCUCUUCAAGUGUUGGAAGUUAUGGCUCCAGCGAUGUCCACUGAACUCAAACCUCUGCUCCUGGAGCAGCUGUCGCACCUGUUCACCUGCCUGCAGCACCCGUACACAGCAGUGAGGCACAUGGCGGCGCGCUGUGUGGGCGUCCUCUGUAAAAUCUCCAUGUUAGAAACCAUGAACAGUUUCCUGGAGAGAGUCCUGCCCUGGCUCGCAGCCAUCGACGACUGCACAAAGCAAGAGGGCGCUAUCGAGGCUCUGGCCUGCGUGAUGGAGCAGCUGGACGUGGACAUCGUUCCGUACAUCGUGCUCCUGGUCGUCCCGGUGCUCGGCCGAAUGAGCGAUCCCACAGACAGCAUCCGAUUCAUGGCCACGCAGUGCUUCGCCACCCUCAUACGACUGCUCCCCCUGGAGGCCGGUAUCCCAGACCCUCCCGCCAUGUCGGCCGACCUGAUCCAACAGAAAGCCCGAGAGAGGCACUUCCUGGAGCAGCUUCUCGACGGCAGAAAACUGGAAAACUACAAGAUUCCGGUUCCCAUCAAGGCCGAGCUACGCAAGUACCAACAGGAUGGAGUGAACUGGCUUUCCUUCCUGAACAAAUACAAACUCCACGGGAUCCUGUGUGACGACAUGGGCCUCGGCAAAACCCUGCAGUCCAUCUGUAUCCUGGCAGGAGACCACUACCUCAGGGCGCAGGAGUACUCCAAGAACAAAGCGGCCGACUGCAGCCCCCUGCCCUCCAUCGUGGUGUGCCCCCCGACGCUCACGGGACACUGGGUCGAUGAGGUGGGAAAGUUCUGCUCCAAAGAGUUCCUCAAUCCCCUGCACUACACCGGGCCGCCCACGGAACGCAUGAGAUUGCAGCAUUUGGUGAAAAAACACAACCUCGUAGUUGCCUCUUACGACGUGGUACGAAACGACAUUGACUUCUUCAAGAAUAUAAAGUUUAAUUACUGUAUCCUUGACGAGGGUCAUGUCAUUAAAAACGGGAAAACAAAACUCUCCAAAGCGAUUAAGCAGUUGGCAGCAAACUUCAGGCUCAUUUUGUCUGGGACGCCAAUCCAGAAUAAUGUGCUGGAGUUGUGGUCGUUGUUUGACUUCCUAAUGCCCGGGUUCCUUGGCACCGAGCGCCAGUUUGCGGCACGUUACGGAAAACCGAUUCUCGCCAGUCGGGACGCGAAGAGUUCAUCCCGAGAGCAGGAGGCCGGCGUUUUGGCGAUGGAGGCUCUUCACAGACAGGUUUUACCGUUCCUUUUGAGAAGGAUGAAGGAGGACGUGCUUCAAGACCUGCCUCCCAAAAUUAUCCAGGACUAUUACUGCAACCUCAGCCCACUGCAGGUUCAGCUGUACGAGGACUUUGCUAAAUCUCGAGCCAAAGCCAGUGUGGACGACAGCAUUUCUGUGUCUGCGGCGGAAGAGGAGGACAAGCCCAAACUCAAGGCCACAGGACACGUGUUCCAGGCUCUGCAGUAUCUGAGGAAGCUGUGCAACCACCCCAGCCUGGUGCUCACGGCUCAACACCCCGAGUUUAAACGCAUCACGGAGCUGCUGGCCUCGCAGAACUCGAACCUACGAGACAUUCAACACGCACCUAAACUAUCCGCACUUAAACAGUUGUUACUGGACUGUGGUCUGGGUGGGGGCGGCUCGUCUGAGGGCGGCACAGAGUCUGUCGUGGCCCAGCACAGAGUCCUGAUCUUCUGUCAGCUCAAGAGCAUGUUGGACAUCGUAGAACACGACCUGCUGAAGCCCAAACUGCCCACGGUCACGUACCUCAGACUGGACGGGAGUGUCCCCGCCGGCCUCAGACACUCCAUCGUCUCCAGGUUUAAUAACGACCCUUCCAUAGACGUUCUUCUCCUCACCACUCACGUUGGAGGUCUGGGUCUGAAUCUGACCGGAGCCGACACGGUGGUGUUUGUGGAGCACGACUGGAACCCGAUGAGGGACCUGCAGGCCAUGGACCGAGCUCACCGGAUCGGACAGAAACGCGUGGUGAACGUGUACCGCCUCAUCACUCGCGGGACUCUGGAGGAGAAGAUCAUGGGCCUGCAGAAGUUCAAAAUGAGCAUCGCCAACACGGUGAUCAGUCAGGACAACGCCAGUCUGCAGAGCAUGGGCACAGACCAGCUGCUCAACCUCUUCACUCUGGACAAGGACGAAAAAGGCGAAAAGACCGAGCCCUGCCCUUCGACCUCAGGGAAGUCCUCCAUGAAAACGGUUUUGGACGGUUUGGGCGAACUUUGGGACCAGCAGCAAUACGACACUGAAUAUAACCUGGAUAGCUUCAUGCACUCUUUACAAUAACACCCCCCCCCCCCCCCUCCCUCACCUGUCUGCACCUGUCCUCACCUGUCCUCACCUGUCCACCUGCCCCUAACUCCUCCUCCUCCUCCAAAUCCUCAUCAUGGACCAAGCCGGACCUGGUCAAAACCUGUAAACAACAACAACAACAACUACUGCUGCUACUUUUUACUCUAUUUCCUAUUAGUAAUAUGUGUGCUCAAGCAAUACAUAAAAGGACACGCUAACUUAAGGCUCAUUACUGUCUAAAUAAUCUUAUAUUUCACACCUAUAUAAUCUAAAAUCUUCACCAAACAGUGUUAAAUCCCUAACCCUAAAUCCUUCCCUUCCCUUCCCUUCCCUUCCCUCGAUCUUUAAAGUCUUAACGAAUGCCUUUCCUCGUUCUCGCUCUCUCAAAAGGGAAAUCGCGGACUUUAUAGAACAAACGCGUACGUCGUCAAGCUGUGAUUUGGCACCGACGGGACUCCGGGGGGCGCUCUGACCCGGAGGCCCCAGUGUUCCAAAAGCCUCUCUUUUAAUAGGAAUUUCUCGUGAAGCCGGAGGAGUUUAACGUUGGAGAUCUGCACUUGAAGCGGCGGCGCGGACUGAAACCCGGAAAAGUGUUUUAAAAAAGAAAAAGGAAAAAAAAUUAGACGAAUUGUACAUAUUUCUGUAGCUGCUGCUUUUGUUUAAGAUUGUGGAAUUGUAAUAAAUUCUGCUCAACUUUGAACUAUAUAAA